This is a messenger RNA of Trematomus bernacchii (emerald rockcod), 2981 nucleotides long. RefSeq names its product proton myo-inositol cotransporter-like. The record is from RefSeq and is a predicted model, not a curated record. Bases 242 to 2317 code for a protein of 691 amino acids. Gene Ontology annotation, molecular function: myo-inositol:proton symporter activity. Gene Ontology annotation, biological process: transmembrane transport. Gene Ontology annotation, cellular component: membrane. Lineage: Eukaryota; Metazoa; Chordata; Actinopteri; Perciformes; Nototheniidae. The transcript is spliced from 12 exons.
AGGAAACGAUAUGUAUUGAGCAGAUAUAGCUGUUUAAAUCUCGACGUUUUGGCUGCUUCCUGUUCCUGGACGUCUGCUAUUCCGAAAAAUGCAGCCUUACUACCUUCUUUUGUUUGGGGCAACUUCUUCUCAACCCUCCUCUGUGUUGAGGGAGUUUUUCAUUUGCUGGCAAAUGACCUCCUUGUUUCCUCUACGUUCCUCUACUUCAUGAGAAUCUGAGGGCUGAAAACCUUGCUCUUUAAUGCUGCUUUUCCAGAGCAGCCGCAGCCAGGAUGAAUACAGCCUGAAGUACAUGAGCGGCCAUAUGGGGAGAAGCAGACAGAAAGCAGGGGAUGAUGGAGAACAGAGCCUCAUCGGGCCUCCAUCCUCCACUGGUGGGGAUCUCCUGGACCAAAACGCCUCCAAGCCAUGCUUCGUCUAUAUGUUGGCGCUGUUCUCUGGCCUGGGGGGGUUUCUCUUCGGGUACGACACCGGGGUGGUCUCCGGGGCCAUGCUGCUCCUGAAGAAGGAGAUGAACCUGAGCGCUCUGUGGCAGGAGCUGCUGGUGUCCAGCACUGUUUGGGCCGCAGCCUUCUCCGCCCUGGCGGGAGGCUCCUUGAACGGCUGGCUGGGCCGCAGGGUUUGCAUCCUGUUGGCCAGUUUCAUCUUCACCAUUGGAGGCAUCACCCUGAGUUUAGCCCCCGACAAGGUGGUUCUUCUAGUGGGGAGAGUCAUAGUUGGUUUGGGCAUAGGCAUUGCCUCUAUGACAGUUCCUGUAUACAUCGCUGAGGUUUCCCCCCCUCACCUGAGAGGUCAGCUGGUCACCAUCAACAACCUCUUCAUCACCGGCGGACAGUUCAUCGCCACGGUGAUCGAUGGAGUGUUCAGCUACAUGAGUCACGACGGCUGGAGGUACAUGCUAGGUCUGUCCAUUGUCCCAGCAGUGCUGCAGUUUUGCGGCUUCCUCUUCCUGCCGGAGAGCCCCCGCUGGCUCCUCCAAAAGGGGCGGAGCCAAGAGGCCCGGCACGCUCUGAGCCGCAUCCGAGGAGGCCAGAACGUCGACGAGGAGUACGACUCCAUCAGGAGCAGCAUCGAGGACGAGGAGAAGGAGUCGGGCGGAGGAGGGAUUGUUAUUUUGCGAAUGCUUAAAUACGGUCCGACUCGACGGGCUCUCUUCGUCGGCUGCGGCCUCCAGAUGUUUCAGCAGCUGUCGGGAGUAAACACCGUCAUGUACUACAGUGCAACUAUUCUGCAGAUGGCGGGGGUGCGGGACAUUAAGCGGGCGAUCUGGUUGUCUUCUGCAACUUCUGCCACAAACUUUGUGUUCACCAUGUUAGGAGUGUGGCUGGUGGAGAGGGUGGGCCGCAGGAAGCUGACGCUGGGCAGUCUUCUAGGUACCGGUCUGAGUCUGACUGUGUUGGCCUUUGGCUUUUUAAUGUCUGCUCAGUAUUCUCCGCCCAUCACCCUUCACCCGGUCGACCCCCAAAACUUAACAUGCACACUUUAUGGGUCCUGUGAAUCCUGCAUGUUGGAUCCAGAUUGUGGAUUCUGUUAUCGUGAAAACGGCACCGCUGUGUACGACUCCUCCUGUGUUCCUGUCAGCGCGGCGUCCACAGAUCACGCUGCGUGGGGAAGUUGUUACAACCAGACAGGACAGGAGUUACCCGACAGUUCGCUCUGGGCGUACAACUACUGUCCAACCCCUUACUCUUGGAUCGUCCUGCUGGGCCUCAUCCUCUACCUGGCUUUCUUUGCUCCAGGUAUGGGCCCCAUGCCUUGGACCAUAAACUCUGAGAUCUACCCGAUGUGGGCGCGCAGCACCGGGAACGCCUGCUCAGCCGGAGUCAACUGGAUCUGCAACGCUCUGGUGUCUCUGACCUUCCUCCACAUCGCUCAGAUGCUCACCUACUACGGAGCGUUCUUCCUGUACUCGGGGCUGGUGGUGCUGGGGCUCCUCUUCGUGCAGGGCUGCCUCCCGGAGACGAAGGGCAUGCAGCUGGAGGACGUGGAUCACCUGUUCACCGGUCCACUCUGCUCCUGUGGAGCCUCCGCCCCCCCCACCGACAGCAGCAACGUCCAGUACACCCGGAAUCCAACGGAAACGAGUCCGGCACAGUACGGAGCGGUGGGGUCAGACCGUGCUAUAGCCUUUAUUACUGUAAGUACUGAAACAAGGUGCGCACAAGCUUUAAAUACUGUCUGUACCAAAUGUAAUGUUCGAUGUGUUUGUGUUCACAGCUCAGAUAACGGUGACCAAGUAGCCCUGAACAACUUAAUACAAAGCACCUUUAUUCACAACUUCCCGUUUGCACUCUUUAAUGUCUUAUUUGCAUUUUAAAUGGUUGAAUCUAUAGAUUUCCUUUUAAAAGUUCUCUGUUUUUUGUUGAAGCAAAGCAAGGCAGAAAUUACAAUUCUUGUGUCUUUUUUAAUGUUUUAUUUAAGAACAAUUUUAAUUGUAACUAUUGAUAAUAAUCUACAAACAUAUGGGGAUAGUUUUCUGAUGAUUGAAUGCUUGGAAAUAGCACCAAAAUCUAAGUAUUUUUCGAUACUUCUCACAUAUUUUGCCGUUGUAAUUGUGUAACAUCAUGUUAUAAACGUUGUUAAAACUUGUAAACAAUAUGACAGCAGUGAUGUAAUCCAGCCGCUAUUAUUGUUCAUCUUGUUGAAAACCAGCCUGUGUGAGAAUUAAAAGGAAAAUGUCACACUGCCCUUUUGAACACCUUAGUGUAUCCUCAGGUAAUGAGUGUCUUCAGAUUGGCCAUAGAUCAAUGUAACAUAAUGGUGUGUUGGAUGUGUUCACUUUGGUACUUUGUCAUUUCCAUUUUGUAUUUAAAAUGAUCACAAUGUUACAUUGAAUGUCCUGUUUAUCAAUGUGACCUUUGGAAAUAAACAAGCACAUUGAAGCAAUUUGAAACCAUGUGGCCGAAAUGAUAUAUGAUGCAACACUUCACUAUUUGAUGCAUUGUUUACAUUAAGGUAGUCAUUAAAUAUUCUAUAAAUGA